Molecule: messenger RNA, 1453 nt
Organism: Puntigrus tetrazona (Sumatra barb)
Lineage: Eukaryota; Metazoa; Chordata; Actinopteri; Cypriniformes; Cyprinidae
Gene: f7i
Product: coagulation factor VIIi
Exons: 8
Coding region: 96-1412 (438 amino acids)
Biological process (GO): blood coagulation; proteolysis
Cellular component (GO): extracellular region
Molecular function (GO): calcium ion binding; serine-type endopeptidase activity
Source: RefSeq, a predicted model, not a curated record
GUGUGAGACUAAAUCAAUGCCUGCACAGUAAUCGGUUUACUUGCCCUUUGCUCGGGAUCGAGCGGCUCAGUUGAUUCUGAGGAGACCCGCUGAACAUGAAGGUCCUGUCUGUCGUGUUCCUGUGUGUUCUGAUGUCUCACGGAUCCGGCGUGUUUCUUGAUAAAGAUGGCGCCAGCUCGGUCCUGCAGCGCGUGAGGCGCGCGAACUCCGGCUUCCUGGAGGAGAUGAAGCGCGGGAAUCUGGAGCGCGAGUGCAUCGAAGAAGUCUGCGACUACGAGGAAGCGCGGGAAGUGUUCGAGGACGACUCGAAGACGAAACAGUUUUGGUUGAGUUACUCCGAUAAGGAGCCCUGCUUGACCAAUCCGUGCAAGAACAAUGGCACAUGCAUCUAUCUGGCCAGCACCUACUACUGCCUGUGUCCGGAGGGCUUCGAGGGAAAGUACUGUGAGAAGGGGUUCGAGGAGACGCUGAAGUGUCAGUACGUGAACGGAGGCUGUGAACAGUUCUGUGAUGAUUCUGGGCUCAGACGUGAAUGCAGCUGCUCUUCAGGAUAUCUGCUGGGGCCUGAUGGGAUGUCUUGUGAUGCUGAAGUUGUGUAUCCGUGUGGAAAGGUUCCGCUGCAGAAAAACACCGUUUCUUCUCACAAACAGAUUGUGGGUGGAAUCCACUGCCCCAGAGGUCACUGUCCCUGGCAGGUGUUGAUCGAUUAUAACGGAGAGAGUCUGUGCGGAGCGGCUCUUCUGGACGAUAGCUGGGUCGUAACCGCCGCUCACUGCGUUCAUCAGAAGGACGUGAAGCGCUUCAAGGUUAUCACAGGUGAUCAUGACCUGGAUGCGAUGGACGGCUCGGAGGAGGCGUAUGAUGUGGAUCUUGUGGUCAUCCAUGAGAACUAUGACCCCGUGUCACUGGAUAGUGACCUGGCUCUUCUGAAGCUGCGUGGAGAAGUCAAGCGCUCUGAAUACGCCGUGCCCGUGUGUCUACCGACGCCACAGCUGGCCCAGAACGAGCUCGCGUCGGUCCGCUUCCACACGGUCAGCGGAUGGGGCAAGCGGACCCCAGGGGACAACAUCCACCCGUCCAGGGGCCUGGAAGCCCCUUCGUCCUCCACCCUGCAGCGGCUAGCCGUCCCCGUGAUGCCCACCGCGCAGUGCGUGAAGAAUAGCGCCGUCAACAUCACGGCCAACAUGUUCUGCGCGGGAUACGCCGAGGGCAGCCAGGAGUCCUGCAGAGGACACGACGGCGGUCCGCUGGUCACCCGCUACGAGGGGACGUCCUUCCUGACGGGCGUGGUGUCCUGGGGGCGAGGCUGCGGUCAGCCCGGGUACUACGGGAUUUACACCAAACUGGCCAACUUCUUGAACUGGCUCCAGGUGGCUAUGAAACGCCCCGGAUCACCGACCGCUCACGAUUAGCGUCUGCCAUGAGCUGUGAAAUAAAACACUCAUUCCCAGUC